AUGGUAUUCGGCAUGGGCUCGUGUCCUCGGUCAUGCACUAAACUUAACUUUUCCUCUGUUUGUGGCGGGUGGGCGCCGCCAGAGGCCGUCGCCGGGCCCAAGCGGCGCAACGCGACAGUGUUUGACCACUCCGCGCGAGCAAGCUUCCUCCAGUCAUUCGCCUCGGACCAUCGCGUUCCAGCUCAGGCAUUCGAAAAACCCUCUUACAUACCAACAGCUCCGACGAUGGACGGCUUUGAUUGUCAGCCCUGUAACCGGCACUUCCACCAGCACGCGCAUUACGAAGACCAUCUCAUCCACUCUGCUCGGCAUCAUUAUUGCAGGCCCUGCCAGAGGGACUUCGGAUCUGCAUCUGCCAAGCAGGCUCAUCUCAACCACUUUGAAAGCCACGCGAAAUGCGAAUGGUGCCAACGCGAAUUCGGUCAGGUGGGGAGGCUGCAACACAAUGCAAAAUACCAUGAGCAAUGCCAGAAGUGCGAUAUGUGGUGCCACGACGAUGACAUGAUCGACCAACACUGUGCAAGAGAUCACUCCGAUUCAUAUUGUUCACCAUGCCGAACGCACUUCUCGAAUUCCAACAAUUUGUCUUAUCAUCUCAGAUCUUCGGCCCAUCAGCUCAAGAAUAUCCAUUGUCCUCAUCGAUCUUGCAGCCAGGGCUUCGUCAACAAAUCGUCGUUGAUCGGGCACUUCGAGGCCGGCACCUGCCCAUCCGGUGUGGACCUAGAGAGGGUAGACGAUUACUUUGCCUACGAUUGCGACCCUCAAGAAUUAUUUGUCCGACAACAAAUGAUCUCGCCUUACCGCGAUUGGGACAUCGAUGAGCACGAUGGCCGAUUCCCAUGUCCAAUGUGCCCUAAAGCUUUCGACCAUCCGGGCCAGCUUUAUGCCCAUCACAGAUCUCCCAAACACAAAAACGACGGCGAGAAACCUUAUAUCUGUCCUUCUGAAGCCUGCGGAGAAGCCACGUUUUAUUCGCUGAGUAGCUUGAUUCUGCACCGUGCGGCGGGGAUUUGUGAGGCGAGGCAUGGGGACCAAUUGGGCAAACUCAUCGAUCAACUGUGCCGGAUGGUGGAAAGGCUCUGA
This is a messenger RNA of Puccinia triticina, 1083 nucleotides long. RefSeq lists its product as uncharacterized. The transcript has 2 exons. The record is from RefSeq and is a predicted model, not a curated record. The coding region runs from base 1 to 1083 and encodes 360 amino acids. Lineage: Eukaryota; Fungi; Basidiomycota; Pucciniomycetes; Pucciniales; Pucciniaceae.